UCUUCUUUCCCUUUAAAAAAAGCCUCCAUCUCAUUUUCAAGACCCAAGCAGCACGCUGUAUAUCUGACAAAGACAGAAAAAUAAGAGGGUGGGUUGAAAGGUAAAAGAUCGGGAGGAAGAAGAAGAAGAAGCAUGAGUGGCUCCAGCGAACGAAAGAAAGCAGCCUUACAUGGAAAGUUGCAGCAACUUCGUUCUGUAACUAACUCCACCGCGGUGAAUACAGCAUCCAUCAUAGUUGAUGCUUCGAGGUACAUAAAAGAGUUGAAGGAAAGAGUAGAAAAGAAAUAUCAAGAUGUUGCAGCAACUUCACAAAUAUCAUCAGGUGACCCAAACGCAUUACCCGCGGUAACCGUGGAAACCCUAGAAAAGGGAUUUCAGAUUAACGUGUUUUCAGAAAAGAACUGCCCUGGCCUGCUGGUAUCCAUUCUGGAAGCCUUCGAGGAGCUAGGUCUGGAAGUAUUGGAUGCUAAGGUUUCUUGCUCGGAUAAUUUCCGCCUCGAGGCCGUUAGUGAAAACGAAGGGCAAGAGGAUAACAUAGAUGCCCAGGUGGUUAAACAGGCAGUGUUACAGGCCAUCAGGAACUGGAGCGCAAGUAGUUAUGAACAAGAAUAACCUUUUCAGCAACAAGGUCAAUGUAAUGUUAAUUCUCUUCUCUCUAGUUUUCUUUAGAUCCUUGCUCUUCUUGUUGUGGAUUCGUAGCGUGCAGUAAGAAAUCAUGUGAUGAAAAAGGCGGAGCACUCAAUCUUUUAAAUUCUAUUAAUGAUCUAGUGGUGAGCAAAUUCAGCGUGUUUGGAUUGAAAAUUA
Molecule: messenger RNA, 804 nt
Organism: Coffea eugenioides
Lineage: Eukaryota; Viridiplantae; Streptophyta; Magnoliopsida; Gentianales; Rubiaceae
Product: transcription factor bHLH61-like
Exons: 4
Coding region: 133-612 (159 amino acids)
Biological process (GO): regulation of DNA-templated transcription
Cellular component (GO): nucleus
Molecular function (GO): sequence-specific DNA binding; DNA-binding transcription factor activity
Source: RefSeq, a predicted model, not a curated record